AUGGAAUCCAUUGUCCUCAACAACCCCAGUCAAUGGCCAACCUGGUAUAAGGUUUUCCAGGGUAAAGCCACCGACUUGGACGUCUGGGAGCAAGUGGAUCCCGGCGCCGAAAACCCCGAGAAGCGGAUGCCGAAGCCGGAGCCUCCGGCCUUCUCCGACUACAAGAAGAAAGGUAUACCGCGACAUACCCGCGGAUCAAUCAUCGAGGUGUCACAGACACCAGAUAUCGAAGAAGUUCGAUCGAACGAGACGGCUAGACGCCUCCAAGACCUUGUCAAGGAGGACAGUGAGGAGUAUGUACAGCUCCGGAGCGACUAUAACCAUGAUAUCCGUAUCUACGAGCGUGAAGCAGCUGCUCUACGAGAGCUCCGCAACUGGGUCCUAUCGACAGCAGCCGAGAAGUACGUCAAUGCGUGCUGUAAACCUACGGAGACCCUCCAAGCCUGGAUGGUCAAGCUGAAGGGCGUGGCCUCGAUCUCGAACAAUGAACAAAAGAGCGCCGCACGUGAGGAGUACGAGAAGACCGUCAAGCAAGCGGCUACAAAGCGGAUAACCACGAAGGCCGAGAUCGAGAACUGGCUCGAGCAAUGGGAGGCCGCAAUGUUGAAGGGACAAGAGGUCAACCUUGCCCAGACAAGGGACUUCAGCGAGUGGAGCGAGGACUUCCUAAAGGUCAUUGCGAAGACCGCUAUUUCUGCGUUCCACGCCAUGUUCGAGGCGAAGUUCCACGAGUCGGACAACCCCUCGAUCAGCGAGAUCUCUGCGGAAGUACGACGAUAUAUACGAAUCCACGCAGAUACCCUAUCGACAGGACCAAGAGCCUCAAGAGGUGCCUUUGCCACAACAAGAGAAGGACCCAAGGAGACCAUGCCUCGGAGUACAACCAAGAAGCGACAUAGGGCCGCCGAUUCGCGGACCCAAAACGAGAUGCCAACGUGUCACGGAUGUGAUCUGCCACGACACCUACUUGCCAACUGCUUCUACUGCUUCCCAGAGGAAGCGUAUGAAGGAUGGAGGCCCAGCAACGACAUCAUGAAGAAGGUCACCGAGCGUCUCAAGGCCGAUGACGACCUCGCGGACCGCGUGAAGAAGAUCCGUGAACAACGCGAGAAGGAAGCGAAGCAGACCUGA
Molecule: messenger RNA, 1131 nt
Organism: Colletotrichum truncatum
Lineage: Eukaryota; Fungi; Ascomycota; Sordariomycetes; Glomerellales; Glomerellaceae
Product: gag protein
Source: RefSeq, a predicted model, not a curated record